AUGGACGCUGUAUCUAGACGACUACUAAAAGAGCUGCGCGAGAUUGACAGAGAAGCCAAAUCACAUCCAGAGAUUGUUGAAUUGGCUCCUGAAUCAGACGACGAUUUGUUGCAAUGGAGAGCGAUACUUGCAGGAUUGGCAGACACACCAUAUGAAGGCGGCCAAUUUGAGCUUUCUAUCCAAGUACCUUCCAACUACCCAAUUCAUCCACCCACCAUAAAAUUCGUGACCACAAUAUGCCACCCCAACAUACAUUUUAAGACUGGCGAAAUCUGUUUGGAUAUAUUAAAAACGGCUUGGUCACCAGCCUGGACCCUGAAAUCAACUGUAUUGGCCAUCUCGCUCUUACUGACAAAUCCAGAGCCUUCCUCACCUCUCAACUGCGAUGCUGCGAAUUUACUGAGAUGCAAUGAUCAACUAGGUUACGAAAGUCUUAUUCGAAUGUAUACCCAACUCUAUGCGACAAAGUAA
Molecule: messenger RNA, 471 nt
Organism: Mucor velutinosus
Lineage: Eukaryota; Fungi; Mucoromycota; Mucoromycetes; Mucorales; Mucoraceae
Exons: 3
Coding region: 1-471 (156 amino acids)
Source: RefSeq, a predicted model, not a curated record